ACCCUCAGCUGUGCUUGACACUUACCAUUCUCAUAAAUAUUUUCAUCAUUUUCGUGUUUUAUUUCAUAUUUCCUUCGAUGUACAGUGAAUAAAAAUUGUUAAAAUGAAUAUGCCAACGGCAGAUUGGUUCCUUUUAGGGAAAGACACCUAUUUUCGAAAAAUCGAAUUGUACUCGAUGGGAUGGCACACCGAAGUGAAUAUGGAUCAUGCCAUAGCAGUCGGUGCACCGUACGCUGGGCCAAUCGCUGUUAAACGCGAUAAUUCCAAGCUACAAAAGGCACAAGCAUCUAAUCAAUCAUUUAUCAAUAUUUACAAUGGCAGUGGUAAACUUUUCAACUCAAUUAAAGAUACUAAAUCAAUUAUUAAAAUUGGUUGGACAAAUGAUGAGAAUUUGAUCUGUGUGCAUGAAGAUGGAACCAUUUCAGUCCAUAAUGUGUUCUCGAACUUCCUAGACAGCAUUCACAACAUUCAUGUGUGUCAAGAGGUGAGAGAUACGAAGAUUAUCGAUGCGAUUAUCUUCACUAAUCCACAGAACUUCACUGGUAUUGCUGUUCUGACUAAAAACUACAAAGUUUUCUUGAUUAACAACAUUACUAAACCAAAACAGAGACAAUUAUCAGAGUUAACAAAAUCUUCAUUGAGUCCUACAAGUUGGGCUGUAAUAUCAGAAGAAAACAACACAGAAGUGCUAAUUGCACGCGGCAGAGAACUUUAUAGGUUAAAACAAGACGAAAGACAUGCUACAGAGAUGUUGGAAGCUGACAUUUCCCAUCGGUACACCGCCAUUCUACAAAUGACAGUGUCAGCUAACGCGCGCCAUCUGGCGUUGUUCACUGACGCUGGACAUAUAUGGAUGGGCAGCGCCGAUUUACGCACGAAAACAGCCGAAAUCGACACGGAUAUGAUCGUUAAACCGAAAUACCUUGAAUGGUGUGGCACCGAAGCACUCGUUGCCUUCUGGGAGAAAGACUACACGUUAAUGAUUAUCUAUAAAAACGAAUGCGGGCCUAACGGUUGCUCGAAAAUGACAUUCAACUAUGACAGCACUGUGCAUCUAGCUCCGGAGAUAGAUGGCGUGCGUUUACUUUCAAACUAUCAGCAUGAACUGCUCCAGAAAGUGCCGGAUACUUUACAGAAAAUAUUCCGCAUCUACAGCAGUGAUCCAGGCAGUUAUUUACUGGAAGCGUCCAAGCAAUAUCAAAGACGCAGUCAUAAAGCUGAUGAAUACAUUUGUCUAGUCAAACCUAACCUAGUAAAAGCAGUGGAGCAAUGCAUUGAAGCAGCUGGAUAUGAAUUUGACGCUGAGAAUCAAAAGAUGUUGAUUCGCGCCGCGCAGUUUGGGAAGUGUUUCACCGCUGAGGUGGACCCAGAGGAGUAUGUGAAGAUGUGCAGACUGUUGAGGAUACUCAAUUCUGUCAGGGAUAGACGAAUUGGCAUCCCGAUUACAUUCACAGAAUUACAAAAUCUAGGUAAUAGUGUGCUGUUGGACCGCUUGGUGGCGCGCAGGCAGUAUUUCCUAGCGAUACAAGUCGCUAAAUAUCUCCGAAUGCCUGAUAACGAAGGCAGUAAUCGAAUUUUAGUUCAUUGGGCCAAGUAUAAAGUUAGUAAACAUGACAGUACAGAUGACGACAAAAUCGCACGUCAAAUCGGUGAGAAACUCGGCCAUAGCGUCGGAAUUUGCUACAGUGAGAUAGCAAAAACCGCUGCGGAUAACGGCCGUAAAAAACUAGCAAUUAAACUGCUCGAUUAUGAACCCAAGGCAAGCAAACAAGUGGAACUAUUGGUGCAUUUAGAGGAGCAUGAACCUGCGCUGGUGAAAGCCAUCGAAAGUGGCGACACUGAUUUAAUCUACGAUGUCAUUCUACGCCUGCGCAAUGAUAUGCAACUUGCAAAAUUCAAACUACUCGUGCAUAAAUACCCCGUACCUUUGGCAUUGUAUAUUAAAUAUUGCAGAGAAAACAGCGCGGAAGCCCUGGAAGGGAUUUACACACAAGAAGAUGAUUUUAAUUCACAGGCGUUGCAUUUAAUUUCAGAUAUGAGUGUUUUGAAACCGUAUGAGAAAGAAUCCUGCAUUGCUUCGGCUUUGGACGCGUAUAAAAAAGGUAGGAAUGACUUCAACGCUGCGUUGAGCGAUGAAGCUUUGAGGUUAUUGAAGGAUCAAAAGGUUUUGGAUGAGAAAUUGAAGACGCAACUCAGUGGGAUGUCAGUUAAUGACACUUGCAAGAAACUUCUGCUUUUAAACGAGAUGAAAAUCGUGGAAAAGUUUAGGAAUGAUUAUAAAAUCCCUGACAAACGUUAUUGGUAUCUGCGCAUUGAAACACUCGCAGAACAAGAUCAUUGGGAAGAACUCGACCGUUUUUCCAAAUCAAAGAAAUCCCCGAUUGGUUAUGCGCCGUUUGUCGAUGUUUGUUUGAAACAUCGCAAGGAAAGAGAGGUUAAGAAGUACCUGUCACGUGUUUCAGAUGACAUGAAAGUCAAAUACUACAUCAAAGCAAAUGAACUUGAAGAUGCAGCACAAAUUGCCUACGAACAACGUGAUAUUCAAAAUCUCAUGCAGAUUCAGUUGAAAUGCGCCGGAGACAAUCCGCCAUUACAUGAAAAGAUAAACACUUUCAUUUCGGCGCUAGGUGUGCGCAAAUGAUGACAUUUAAUAAAGAAAACCACUGCAUUACCGACACCCUCAUUAAUUUCCAAUAUAUUUCGUGUUUAUUACA
Dalotia coriaria is the source of this 2714-nucleotide messenger RNA. RefSeq names its product vacuolar protein sorting 16 (gene Vps16A). The coding region runs from base 104 to 2641 and encodes 845 amino acids. Gene Ontology annotation, cellular component: cytoplasm; lysosomal membrane; endosome. Lineage: Eukaryota; Metazoa; Arthropoda; Insecta; Coleoptera; Staphylinidae. Gene Ontology annotation, biological process: intracellular protein transport; endosomal transport; vacuole fusion, non-autophagic. The transcript is spliced from 10 exons. The record is from RefSeq and is a predicted model, not a curated record. Gene Ontology annotation, molecular function: actin binding.